GCUACCCACAAUAUUACGUAUACUUUCGGCGACAAGUGUUUUUAGCAGCAUGGCUAAAAAUGAGUAGCGGGUCUUGAAUUGAAAACUGCAGGACCUCUGCUGAAGCGAAAUAAAACAUAAAUAUGACUUCAGCCAUACUGUCUGCACUUUGUGUCCUCACUAAACCUAUCGGAGAGACCAUAGUGCAUGGUACUAAAUAUACUGAACAGGAGGCACUGAUGGCUGCACUCCAAGCCAACCAGGCCCUGCUGGAGGAACGUCUACAGGGGGAGAAGGGCCUGUACGAGGUGCGCAGACUGCGGGAGGAGGUGAGGGCAGGGGUGCCCUGGAUCUGCACCGAUACAGAGGACGUCACAUGGAGCUUUGUCCAAGAGUGUCUGCUGCUGUUGCUAAGCCUGGCCCGUAACCUCACUCUCCAGCUAGAGCUCUUCAACCAAGCCCCCAGUCCGGCUAUGUCCAGGUUGCGGACCCCUGAGAUGGCCCCUCCUCUGCCCCCUGACGUGCUGAGCGUGGCCCAACAGAAGACACUUGGUGCAGCUCUUCAAUUUGUUGUCUCCCUGGGCCUCUGUCCCUACCUGGCCCUGGGGGUGGGGGUGCCACUGGGGCGCAGGUCAGCGUUUGGGAAGUUGGUGGAGGGGUUGGUGUGUCAUGAUGUGGCCCCUGUCCCUGAGCGCCGUCUCCUGACCACCACUGCUGUUCUGCUGGAGCUGUCUGUGCUGUCAUCACUGGCCACCAUGGUCUACACUCGCCACCUGGGAGAUGUCAUGGCAGCGCUAUGCCAGCUAGGAUACCGCCCAGAGAAAGGCACCACUAAGGAAGAGAAGGAGAUCAGUAAGGAGGAACGCAAGAACUGCAGGGAGGCUCUUCAAAAACUCUUGGGGAAAGUCUACCAGCCAAUCGUUAUCAAAGAGCUGCUUAUUCUCCAAGGCGGUCCCAAACAGGCCCCUCCAGGCCAUGGUACUAGUGGUGGCAAUAGGAGCCCCCUGAGCCAGGCUCCCCCAUGGCUGAGGCGUCUGUGUGGGCAGCUGCUGUCUGAGAGGCUGAUGCAGCCCAAUGGUGUCCAGUCUGUGGUGAGGGCUAUCCUAGAGGGAGGCGCAGGAGGAGAGUCUGAUUGGAGGAAAUGUGAUGGUGUUGCCAGGAUCCUAGCAGCUUGCCCUCAGCAGUCUCUAUCUUCAGACAGCUACUACAGUCAGGUUUGCCCCCAGAUUCUAGAGCUCCUGCACUUCAGAGACAAGCUGACAGCUCAGCAGUUCCAGCGUGUGGCCACCAGGGCGGCUCUCACCAUGGUGCAGGACUGCCCAAUGUUUGCCCUGCAGUACCUGCUCACUCCCCUCUUCAGCUCCCUUCACCGCUGUGGCCGGAUGACAGGGGAGGGUCAAACCCGGGUCACAGUGGAGGAAUGGGAGCUGACGCGCUGUGCGGAGGACGUGUUUAAGAUCUGUGUGGUGGGGAACAGCCCGUCUGCUCCUUUGCUGAAGGCUCUGGGAGAAGUGGUUCCUGUUCUCUUCGAUUUGUACUGCUUUACCAAGAAGAAUGCUUCCCACCUACGCGCCCCCUGUCAGGAGAUCCUGCUCUGGUACUUUGGCAACUCUGAGCUUUCUGUCGCCCUCUCAACCCUACAGCAGCUGUGUGCCAUGGAUGGAGGGGCAGGCGGGGUGGCCUCUGGCUUCCACUUCACCCCUGGUAGUGACGGAGGGGCACAGCUUAACCCCUCAGAGACCAUCAGUGAUGAGGAUGAUGCUCUGUAUGAGAAGGUGUCUGGGGAGCAGUGGAGGGUGGAGUGUCUGGCCCAGCUGCUGGCUGAGAUGAAGGAUAGCGACCUGCCUGGAGACUUCUUCCUGGAGCUGCUGCAGGCGCUGACUUGUUGGGCUGCAGAGGAGGAGGAAGAGGAGCAGGAAGUGGACACGUCAGCCAUGACACUACUACAGCUGGAGCAGCAUCUGUUAGGGAAAGUCACAGGGAGGGGUCAGAAGCUGGCCCUACUGCAGGUGCUGGCUGUCCUGUGUGAGGGCCUACCACACACUCUACUGCUGCGCAAGCCAACCCAGGUGGUGGAGUUCAUCGUGGCCAUGCUGCAGAGGGCCUGUGUGGGUUUGGACCAGGUCCGGGCUGCUGCAAGUCCAGUUGAGACCCAGACACUCAGCAUGGGAAUGGGCCUGGUGGCCACCCUGCUGUCAGGACCCUCACCGCUGAGUGCUGAGGACUACUCCUCGAUGUCCAGGCUCCUCCCACCUCUGGAGGAGAUUUCCCAGAGGCACCCUGAGGUGGUCAUCCAGGAGCUGGCCUCAGACCUGCGAGCCGCCAUUGCCACACACGGUGCCUACCAACCUGACAACGUGACACGAGCCACUCAAUAUCAAAGUCCCGAAACGGACAAUAACGUGCCUACUAAGAAAAACUUUGAGACCCAAACAAGUCCCUCGCAAGUCUCCCUAACAAGACUCUGCUCCCCCACCCUUCAUAACAACCCCAGCACAGACACUACUCAAAUGCCUAACACUCGAGCCUCAAUUCAGACCUGUAUCCCCAACCUCAGAACACAGAGCAGCUCUGGUGAUAGUCUGGCCCAGAAAAUUCAUCUAUCCCAGAGGGUAUCAUCUGGGGCUGGCCAGAGUCCUGCAGGGGUGUCUGCUCCUGAUGGGGGGCAGUCAGGUGGGAGGGGUAGCAGCAGUGAGCCCUCCAGUGGCACCCCCAGUAGGGCCUUCUCAGACUGCAUGCUCGGGGCAUGUGAUCCUGAGGUCCCCACCAGAGCAGUGGCCCUGAGAACCUUAACACGGGCCAUACAGAACGGAGACCGGGAGGCUCUUCAGAAUCAGGAGAAAGUCCUCACGCUCUUCCUGGAGAACUUGGAACAUGAGGACACGUUUGUGUAUCUGUCAGCCAUUCAAGGCCUGGCGGUGUUGGCAGACUUCUUCCCUGAGAGGAUUCUGCUGCGGCUGCAGGAAGAGUACCAGAAUGUUCCAUCCUCUCAGAAGGAGAGGUCCCUGGAGACACGGCUGAAGGUUGGAGAGGUGCUGAUGAGGGCUAGCAGGGCUAUGGGUGACCUGGCUCCCCACCAUGGCCGGCCUCUGAUCGGGGUCUUCCUGAGGGGGACGAGGGACGAGGACCGCAGUGUCCGCGCUAGCUGCCUGUCCAACCUGGGAGAGCUCUGCCAGAGACUCAACUAUGCCCUGGGGCCUUGGGCUCAGGAGUUGAGCACCUGUUUGACGGCACUGAUAAAGACCGAGAAGGAGGCAGAGGUGCGGCGAGCUGCUGUCCACGUCAUUGCCCUGCUGCUCAGGGGCCUGAGCGACAAAGCCACCGAGGUCCUGAGUGAUGUUCUGCUGGACCUGUACCGGGCAUUGAAGUGGGUGGUGCGCUCAGACACUGAUGAUGUCACAGUGCUCCAUGCUCAGCUGGCUCUGGAGGACCUUGACGAUGUCAUGAGGAGGUUCAUCUUCCCUGCACAGAAGCUGGAGAAGAAGAUAGUGGUUUUGCCAUGAGAUUUUAGGAACAUGAGCCAACAGAACAGCACACACACCAACUAACCAGUGUUACGAGAACUUUUUAGGAGUAUCCAGGAGUAGGAACUAGGGGAUAGUUUCAGACUGGGCACAACAUUCCACCUUUUUGUCCAAGUUCCCACUGAAGGUGAAAGAGCAGGCAUUGAAUGAUAGCUGAACUGUGUGUAAAACACUACUUUCUCAACAAACACGAGAGUUAGCUCUCUUGGUCAUUUUCUCAGUGUUUGCAGUACAUGGAGUCCCCCAAGCCAGUCUGUAUCAUGCUAUCAUUAUGACCAUAGGGAAUGAAGGGUAUUUUAUCACAAUGACAGAUCUAGGCCUUCUGCAGAGGCACCAAACUUUCCCUCUCUGGAAACCAGACCUGUAUGUGCCUAUGAAUCUUAUAAACAGAGGUUACAGGUUGACAUUAGAGGUGAUGAUGAUCAGCUGAUAAUGUGUGUGUGCCUCUGAAUAAAAUCCCAUUACAGUGAAAUAAAAUAAAGGGAUAUGAGUUUCUUUUUGUAUGAACAAGUGCAUGUUCC
This is a messenger RNA of Oncorhynchus gorbuscha (pink salmon), 4024 nucleotides long. RefSeq names its product transport and golgi organization 6 homolog (Drosophila) (gene tango6). The coding region runs from base 123 to 3482 and encodes 1119 amino acids. Gene Ontology annotation, biological process: protein secretion. The record is from RefSeq and is a predicted model, not a curated record. NCBI's taxonomy places the organism in Eukaryota, Metazoa, Chordata, Actinopteri, Salmoniformes, Salmonidae. The transcript has 18 exons.